Molecule: messenger RNA, 2051 nt
Organism: Erinaceus europaeus (western European hedgehog)
Lineage: Eukaryota; Metazoa; Chordata; Mammalia; Eulipotyphla; Erinaceidae
Product: casein kinase II subunit alpha-like
Exons: 1
Coding region: 162-1322 (386 amino acids)
Biological process (GO): protein phosphorylation
Cellular component (GO): protein kinase CK2 complex; cytosol; nucleus
Molecular function (GO): ATP binding; protein serine/threonine kinase activity
Source: RefSeq, a predicted model, not a curated record
GCGAUCCUAAGCCAAAGACCGAGUCAAGACCACAGAACAUCUGAUACACAGAAACUGUUGGUUUGAAGAAAACAGGCCUGGCGCGAGGUCUGAUCCCCAACUGCCUUUGAAUUAGUGACUGACAGUUCUCCAAACAUCAAGUCCCAGUUUUAUCCGCCAGUAUGUCUGACAUGUCGGAACCCGCGUUAAGCAGGGCUAGAGUUUAUGCAGAUGUUAAUAUGCGGAGGCCCCGGGAGUACUGGGAUUAUGAGUCACAUGUGGUGGAAUGGGGAAAUCAAGACGAUUACCAACUAGUUUCAAGAUUAGGCCGCGGUAAAUACAGUGAAGCGUUUGAAGCCAUCAACAUCAAAAAGAAUCAAAAAGUUGCUGUUAAAAUCCUCAAGCCAAUAAAGAGGAAAAAAGUACACCGUGAAAUAAAGAUUUUGGAAAAUUUGAGAGGUGGUCCAAACAUCAUCACAUUGCUGGACACUGUAAAAUAUUCCGCCUUGCGAACCCCCAUCUUGGUUUUUGAACACGUAAACAAUACAGACUACGUGCAGUUAUACAAGACAUUAACCGACUAUGAUAUCCGGUAUUACGUAUAUGAGAUUCUGAAGGCCUUGGAUUUUUGUCACAGCAUGGGAAUAAUGCACAGAGAUGUGAAGCCGCAUAAUGUUAUGAUUGAUCAUGAACAUAGAAAGCUACGGCUGAUUGACUGGGGUUUGGCUGAAUUUUAUCAUCCUGGCCGAGAAUACAAUGUUCGUGUUGCCUCUCGAUACUUUAGAGGUCCUGAACUCCUUGUAGGGUAUCAAAUGUAUGAUUACAGUUUGGAUUUGUGGAGCUUGGGCUGUAUGCUGGCGAGCAUGGUCUUUCAGAAGGAGCCGUUUUUCCAUGGACAUGACAAUUACGAUCAAUUGGUCAGGAUAGCCAAAUUUCUCGGAACCGAAGACUUAUAUGAAUAUGUUUACAGAUACGACAUUGAAUUAGACCGUCGUUUCGGUAACAUCUUGGGCACGCACUCCCGUAAGCAAUGGGAUCGCUUUGUCCACAGUGGAAACCAGCACCUUAUCAGCCCAGAGGCCUUGGAUUUACUCGAUAAACUGCUUCAAUAUGACCACCGGUCACGCCUCACUGCAGGAGAGGCUAUGAUGCACCCCUAUUUCUAUACUAUUGUGCAAGACCAGGCUCAAAUGGGAGAGGCCAGUGUGCCUGUCGGUCGAGCCAACGUGACUGUAGGGGUUUCUUCAGGGCCAGCCGCUUCACCCCGUGGAGCUGUGGCAGGCGCAGCUGCUGCCAGCCCGCGUGGGGUGACUUUUCCACCUGCCCCUGGCUCUCAACAGUAAUGGCCCUAUCUGUCAACGAUGUCUGAGCAGAGGUAACAGAGUCUGCUCUCUCCUUGAUGUCGCUUGCACCUGACCAGAAGGGGUGAAAUACUUCAGAAGCACUGCGUUAAGCCAAUGUUCCUUGUUCAAUCAUAAAAAAAAAAAAAAAAAAAAUUAGAAUAGGCUGAUUUUCUUUAUUUUCGUUUAACUUGAACUUUUCAUAACUCUAGAGGAUUCCCUGAAAAAUUACUUACAGGUGGAGUAUUUCAUAGACAGAUUUUUUUCUUCCCUUCCAAAUUCAGUUUGCCAUCUUUAAAGAACAAAGAUAAACAGCCUCAGUCCCAGCUACUGCUGCUGAGUUGGGGUGAGAUUUCUUCCCAUACCCUCCACUGCACCCCCACCGCCCCAAGCUUGGGGCUGGGGUUUAUAUCUGUACUCUUCUCCAGAGAUUACAAAAACGUUGCUUCUCAAAGGAGGUGGGAAGGAAGAAGGAAGGGAGGAUUCAACCUGUAAGAGCAGUAUACAACUUAUCACACUUAACAUCACUUUACUUCAGAAGUUCUUCAGUGGAGUUACCCUGGUGAAUCUAGUGGAACGACGUGUUGGUUAAAUUGAAAUGCCAAAAAUAUACUCAGAGUGCAGGCAGGUUCUUGAAAACUAUUGACCAAAUCUUCAAUCCAGCUCACAACUUUGGUUUCCAUUUAGUUUAAAAUGUUAAUAUCUGUACUGCACAAUAUUAAAACAUCUGGG